Molecule: messenger RNA, 1487 nt
Organism: Olea europaea var. sylvestris
Lineage: Eukaryota; Viridiplantae; Streptophyta; Magnoliopsida; Lamiales; Oleaceae
Product: protein MRG1
Exons: 11
Coding region: 161-1120 (319 amino acids)
Biological process (GO): regulation of DNA-templated transcription; chromatin organization
Cellular component (GO): nucleus; histone acetyltransferase complex
Source: RefSeq, a predicted model, not a curated record
CAAAACUGCUCUUUCUCCGCGGUACUUCCAAUUUGUAGUUUGCAGCAAAACGUGGAGGCAAAGUAGAGUAAAAUUUAUUCGCUUCUUGUUAUUUUUAUCAGAACAGGAAUAAAAUUCCGUCAAAAUUUUGGGGAAGAAAAAGUAAGCGAUAAAAAAGAUAAUGGUGAGUAGUUCGAAGGAUGAACCAGGGAGCGACGGCGAGAAUUCCUCUGGAAACGUGCCGGAGUCCAAUUCAGAGUGCAUUUUUGUCUCAGGCGAGAAGGUCCUUGCCUAUCACGGCCCCCGUAUAUAUGAAGCCAAGGUUCAAAAAGUAGAGUUUCGGAAGAAUGAGUGGAAAUACCAUGUCCAUUACCUUGGUUGGAAUAAAAAUUGGGAUGAAUGGGUAGGCAUGGAUCGGUUGAUGAAGCAUACUGAAGAGAAUGUUUUGAAGCAGCAGGCCCUUGAUAAGAAAGCUGGUGUAGACAAGAAUGCGAAGUCAUGGCGUUCAUCACAAGUGAAACCAAAAAGUUCAUCUGAUAGUAAAUUGGAUAACGAGGAGACUAAGAAUAAUGUUUCAAAAGGGAAGAAGCGAAAGGCUGACUCGGGCAUUGAGAAAAAUAAUUCAGGGGCAGAAAAACUCCUCAAAAUCCAAAUUCCAUCUACUCUAAAGAAGCAAUUGGUUGAUGAUUGGGAGUUUAUCACUCAGCAGAAUAAGCUUGUAAGACUUCCUCGAUCUCCUAAUGUCGAAGAUAUUAUUGCAAAGUACCUUGAUUACAGGUCCAAAAAGGAUGGCACGAAGACUGAUGCAGUUGGAGAAAUUUUGAAGGGACUGCGAUGUUAUUUUAACAAAGCAUUGCCAGUUGUUCUUUUGUACAAAAAGGAGCGUGAACAGUACAAUGAAGCAGUUUCAGAAAAUGUCACCCCUUCAAAUAUAUAUGGUGCCGAACAUUUAUUGCGCCUCUUUGUGAAGUUGCCGGAAUUGUUGGCGUAUGUCAAAAUUGAUGAGGAGACUUUGAUUCGGAUGCAGCAGAAAUUGCACGAAUUUCUCAAGUUUCUGCAAAAGAAUGAAAGCACUUUCUUUCUUGCUACAUAUGAUGACCCUAAAAUAAUGGGAGGAAGUGGCAAAGGGAAGGAUAACUGACUCAACAACUGGGUUUUCACAUCAAAUGCAAUACUAGCUUUUAUGUUUGGUAGCAGAAGCUUUGGCAGAGUUUCUUGACCGACCAGUAUAUGUUUGAUAGUCUGCAUGAUAAACUGCCGAUCUGUUGUUGCAAUAAUUGCUAUUUAUUUUCCUUUUUCCUUUUCAUAAUUUGCAUAUGUUUGUAUACAAUAAAAAGUUUUUGGUUAUGAUCCAUGCUCUUUAACGAUGACAUUAGGUAAGUGAAAGGUUGGAAUCUGUUAGCAUCAUAUUAAUUUCAGAACUGCUGCGCACUGUAUCAUAUACUCUAUAAACUUUGUUAGUCUUAAGAGACACCAUCUGUGACAGAUGAUACCUACUUUUUUAUGCA